UAGGCGAAUUAUUGCAGAUCACAGUUCUCCGACGACCGAACUUGCAAAAUGAAAUUCUUCAUUGUCCUCGCUCUGGCCGCGGCCUGCGCCGCUGACCGCAACGCUGACAGCGCCGCCCAGGUCCUGAGGUUCGACUCCGAGGUCAACCCUGACGGCUUCUCGUAUGGCUAUGAGACCAGCAACGGAAUCGUCGAAAGCGCCAGUGGCAUCGUUAAGAACCCUAACUCUGAAAACGCGGCCCUGGCUGUUAACGGAGACUAUAGCUACCCUGGCGACGAUGGAAAAUUAUACCGUGUCACCUACGUGGCUGAUGAGAAUGGCUUCCAGCCCCAGGGAGAGCAUCUGCCCACGCCGCCGCCAGUACCCGAGCUGAUCGCGCGUGCCCUGGCGUACUUGGCAGCGCAUCCGCAACCCGAAGACAAGUACCAGCAGCCUUCCCCUGCCCGCUUCCCCGCCCCCGCUCCUGCCCGCUUCCCCGCCCCCGCUCCUCCUCGCUUCCCUGCCCAAUCCGCAUUCGGCAAACCCUCCCGCAAAUUCCCCAGCCCUAGCCCCUUCAGGUUCUAG
This is a messenger RNA of Cydia splendana, 564 nucleotides long. Its product is annotated as cuticle protein CP14.6-like. Lineage: Eukaryota; Metazoa; Arthropoda; Insecta; Lepidoptera; Tortricidae. Gene Ontology annotation, cellular component: chitin-based extracellular matrix. The record is from RefSeq and is a predicted model, not a curated record. The coding region runs from base 49 to 564 and encodes 171 amino acids. The transcript has 4 exons. Gene Ontology annotation, molecular function: structural constituent of chitin-based larval cuticle.